AUGGCUCCGGUCAGCCGCAAUGUUGCCGAGAAGGAAUUGGCCCUGAGCCCAGAGGCUGGCGCUCGCGGGUUUGUGGCAGUCAAUCACGCCUCUAGCAAUGACAGUGCCGCCUCCAGUCAGCUGUCGUCUCCGCAAGAUAAUCCUCGAAGAGGAAGCGAGUUUUCCUCACGGACGCCAAGUAGCAUCUAUCCCCAUAACCAGAGCAAGGAAGGGUCUAGUCACAAGCGGAAACGCUCCGACUCGGAUGAGCAAGAAAGAUACAAUGAACAGCCGCCGUACGAAUACAAUCCUUCGCAGCGACCGGAGCCGCAGCAUAUGGCCAAUCGAGCACUCCAUGUUCUGGGAAAUGCUGAUCAAAAUGGGGGAGGCUACUACCAGAAUGGCAACACAUCCAACCAGAAUGGCCAUACGUGGCAGCCUGAGAGGGCUGGUCAGGCUUCAGGCUCCGCCAACGGGGUCCGGCCAGGCUCGCCCGACGCUCAUUUAGCCGAAAUCCUACAACAAGAAGGGAGCGGGCCAGAUGCACAGAGGUCGUGGGAUCCAUCACCGAGUUCCAAUGGAGAGGCAGCCACGGUUGGUUCCAAGCGGAAACGCAAUUUCAGCAACCGAACAAAGACUGGAUGUCUAACAUGUCGAGCGAGAAAGAAAAAAUGUGAUGAGCAACAUCCAACAUGCGCUAAUUGCAUCCGAGGCGGCUUCGAGUGUAAAGGCUACACACGGACAAGCCGACGCAAUAUUUGGCCGGCCAACGGCGGCCCAGCCAGGCCUGUAAUGCCUUUGCAGUCAAAAGAUGCUCCAAGUGACGUGUCCGAUCCCCAGACUCGUUCGGGCACCAACAUCGAAGCCUCGAGCACGAACGUUGCUCCGCCGUACGAUAGCGGUCAUAUUCGAUCAGGCCCAGUUGACGACCCGGAUGGCCAACGACAACAACAAUAUGCAACUAGCCCUUCCCAGAGUGAACCACGAGGUCAGCCAUCCUAUCCUGGACGACCACAACAACAAUGGACGCAACAACCAGCGUCAUCGUCUUAUACUUCAGAGCAUCUCCCUCCUCUCUCCGAGCUCGGCCGAUCCGAACAAUCCUUCGGCGGGCAACCCAGAGAUAUACCACGACCGCCUACGCAGGGCUCGGUCCAUUCUCAACAUUCAGCACCUCCUCUUUCUCAGCCACCAUCGCACAUGUCUCCCCAACGCACGACUACACAGGCAGGUCCUGCGAAUUUACCACAUCCUCAACCUCCUCCACACCCUCAUCCGCCUCCGCCCCCGCCUCCGCCUCCACACCAUCCUCCUUCCGCGGGAGCCCCGCAGCAAACUACCCACUGGCUGCCUCCUCAGCCGCCUGAAUAUCGACCAGCGUACGUCAGUGCACCUGUAGAACAUCAUGAUUCAUCGGGCCGUGGACACGUGCGCAUGGCGUCCGCGAGCUUUGACAAUCCCAAGUCCGGGGCCAAGACUUUCACCAAAGAGGACGUGGAACGAUCGAAAAUGUUGCGGUGCACAAGUUACAACCACCAUGACCCCACGUUGGUCAACGAACGUCAAAGGUGCAAACAAGCUUUGGCACGGUAUAAUCAGGCAUGUGCACUCGAUAAUGCAGCCAGUGAGGAUGAAAUCCGGGCAAAGUUGUUGAAAGUGUUUGAUCCAAGCAAAGAUACCACCCACAAGUUUAUCUCGCAUCCCCUUGAGAAGGGGAUGAUCGGCCAUGGGUCAAAGAUCGAAGCGCCUUUCAAGUGCACUUACGGCUACAAUAUCAAGAUCAUGGAGGAUGUCUUCAUUGGGGAAAAUUGUGAGAUCGACGACUGUGGCAAAGUUGAUAUUGGGCCUCGGACCUUUAUCGGUUCUGGCGUGACCAUUUUCACGCAGAAUGUCGGUAAAGACCUGGUGGAUCGUAAAGGAACUGGAGCGCCCUGGAUGGCUCAGCAAGUCUCCAUCGCAUCAGAAGUGAUAAUCGGCAAAGGCGCCGUCAUCUAUCCCGGCGUGACGAUCGGAAGGGGUGCUACGGUGGAGCCAUUUGCGAUUGUGCGGGAUGCGUUGGGGGAGUUUCAAACGCAGUUCGCGGCUGUUGGACAUCGAGCCUAG
Capronia coronata CBS 617.96 is the source of this 2082-nucleotide messenger RNA. RefSeq lists its product as uncharacterized. The transcript is spliced from 3 exons. The record is from RefSeq and is a predicted model, not a curated record. NCBI's taxonomy places the organism in Eukaryota, Fungi, Ascomycota, Eurotiomycetes, Chaetothyriales, Herpotrichiellaceae. Gene Ontology annotation, biological process: regulation of DNA-templated transcription. Bases 1 to 2082 code for a protein of 693 amino acids. Gene Ontology annotation, molecular function: acetyltransferase activity; zinc ion binding; DNA-binding transcription factor activity, RNA polymerase II-specific.